UCCACUCUGACCUGGAGGCUGAGUGCCACCCAGGCUCUGUUCGUGGGGCUUCGGAGGGACAAGUCGGGGUUAUCUCAGGGCUUAGAAGUUCCAGCUGAAGUCAAGAGGGGUGAAGUGAGUUCCCCACGGUCACACAGUGAGGGGGAGCUGCUGGAGCAGGAGCCAUGUUGCUGUGCUCAUUGACCCUCACCCUCAUCUUGCUGGCGGUUUCUGGCACCAAGUGUGAUGUGAAGGAAUUUUGUGCUGCAUGCUCUGGCGUCCCUGGCAUUCCGGGGUCCCCUGGCCUGCCUGGCAGAGAUGGGAGAGAUGGUGUCAAAGGAGACCCUGGACCUCCAGGCCCCAUUGGCCCCCCUGGAGGAAUGCCAGGUUCCCCUGGCCAUGAUGGGCUGAUUGGACCCCCUGGUCCCCCUGGAGAGCGUGGAGACAAGGGAGAGCCUGGCGAGAGGGGCCCUCCAGGGCCUCCAGCUUAUCCAGAUGAGGAGCUCCAAACUACACUCCAUGACAUCAGACAUCAAAUCCUGCAGUUAAUGGGUGCCCUCAGUUUGCAGGGGUCCGUGCUGGCAGUUGGAGAGAAGGUCUUCUCCACCAAUGGGCAGGUGGUCGAUUUUGAUGCCAUUAGAGAGUCAUGUGCCAGAGCUGGUGGCCGCAUUGCCGUCCCGAAGAGUCUGGAGGAGAAUGCGGCCAUCGCAAGCUUCGUGACGAAGCACAACACUUACGCCUACCUGGGCCUGGAAGAGGGCCCCACCGCCGGAGACUUCUACUACCUGGAUGGGGCCCCUGUGAAUUACACCAACUGGUACCCAGGGGAGCCCAGGGGUCGUGGCAAAGAGAAGUGUGUGGAGAUGUACACAGAUGGGCAGUGGAAUGACAGGAGCUGCCUGCAGUACAGACUGGCCAUCUGUGAGUUUUGAGUAGAUGCAGAGGCCACGGGAUAGACAGGGCCCUGCCUUGCCUUUCAGCCUCCCUCCUGAGGAUCCACCUGCUCUGUGAGAUGCUGUAACUCCUUUACAACAAAAUGUAUUUGUGUCUCUUAGAGUUGGAGGUAUUCUUAGCCGUUCCACACCCUGAUGGGCCCUGACUCCUCCCCCAUGAUCACUAAUCAGCCUGCCAUUCCCCCUGGAGCCCCUUCUCGCACUGCAUGCUAGGCAGCCACUCUAGCUUUGCCCUUUGGUGAGAGAUGGAGACUUCCUUCUUACUCUGCUUGUCCAGUUCCUUCAUUUAUAGACAACGACAGUGAGGUCCUGGGAUGGAAGGACCCUCCAAAAUCACAGAGAAGGUGUCUGCUUCCGGGCCCCCUCUACUCUUUCUCUGCAGCCCACCACAUGCUCAGCCUCGUCAAGAUGUAGCAAUUCUGGUCAAGCAUAAUAAUAGAGACAGGCGGACUUCUAGGAAAUUCCAAAUGUGUGGACCUAAGGACACAUUUGGGAUUCUCUGGCAGUCUGGGGCCUCUGGGAGCACAGCUGGUCAGUCUCUCCAUGAGGUCAGAGUGCCAGGUGGUGUCCCAGCACCGGGGAGGCCAACCCCGCCAUAGUGGUUGUCAUGUAUUAUCCAAUUCCUUGAGUCUUGGGGUGCCAACUCAAUGCCCUGGGCUAAAAGCAGCCAGCCUACGUCUCUAGGGAAGACCUCACCCCCACCCCAGACAUAACACAAGAAACCUCCUGCUGUUGGGCAUAUCCCCACACCACGUCAGAGCUCAGUGAGGUGUCCACACCACUUACCAUACCACUGACUAUUUACUGAGCACAAACUAUGUGCCAAGCACCUUGACAAGCACUUCCAAUAUAUCUUACAAAAUGUUAUUUAAUCUUUACACAAUGUCGUGGGACCAACAUUAUUUCCCCAUUUUUUAUAUCAGAUGACUGAAACUUAGAGAUGUUAAGUGUUUUGUUUUAUUACAUGGAGCACGUGGCAGAGGCUGGAUUCAAAUCCAUCUACCUGGACCUGAAGCUCAUGCUCGUAACUGCCCCACCCUCUCGCUGAACAGAGAUGAUUUAAGCAUAAUAAAUCAUGAAUAUGUUAACAUAAA
Messenger RNA from Equus quagga, 2026 nucleotides. RefSeq names its product pulmonary surfactant-associated protein A. The coding region runs from base 165 to 911 and encodes 248 amino acids. The record is from RefSeq and is a predicted model, not a curated record. NCBI's taxonomy places the organism in Eukaryota, Metazoa, Chordata, Mammalia, Perissodactyla, Equidae. The transcript is spliced from 6 exons. Gene Ontology annotation, cellular component: rough endoplasmic reticulum; multivesicular body.